GAAAGAUAUCAGUCGUUUGAUUAGUAAGUGAUGCCAGCUGCUUUGACUGAAUGAAGACGAACUCGCGUUCUUUGUGGUGAAUUUGUGUAAAACCUUAUUAAUUCUGCAUUGAAGUUUACUGAAGCCUCGCGCAGUGAAGGGAAGGUGGGUGCGUUUACAGCGGUGUGUGCUGCAAGACGUCGUCGGUGGUUAUGUAAUGGCACGAGUGUAGUACAGUACUACAUAAGUAGAUACAUUGUAAAUUUCCGUGUGAAGACGGUCAAUGAAGCUUCGGUCGACGCUCCCUACGCAAGCCCUUUGUACGCGUCGGAUGCAUUAACGCUAACAGGGCACGUUGUGGAAACAACUUUGGGGUUCAAAACUGCGUAGUCGACUUCACCGACGUGCUACUGGCCCUGUGUUAAAGCGGCCUCUCCGUCCGUACCCGAAAAAAAGAAGCGCAAAAGCACGAAAUGUCACGACGAGACUCUGACGACGCCGCAAGCAGUCCGCAUGUGGCAGACAGCGACGACAACGAGUCCGGGGAAUUUGAAGGCGCCGUCGGCGGCGUGGCGGCACACCCAGCGCCGUCUCCAUGGGCUGCAUUCCCCGAUCUCAUCAGAGUCCGCACGAGCCCAGGAGGGACAGGCAGCAUGGGAAGCGAAGGAAAUCUCCAACACGGCGAAGGGCAAGGCGACAACCCCUCAGGCCCCCGCGUUAGAAAUGCGAACCCACCUGACGUUUCGCUUCACGCUCGCGAAGGUGCGCCAAGCGACGAUGUCAACCUUCUUAAUUUCAUACCUAGCUCCCACCAGCGAGUUGGGGGCGCACUUCCCGACAUGGCUGCGGAAUCGGAACUCAGACACACCAUGCAAGCUUCGUCGUCGCUUUCGCCUGCGGCGCGCGAGCACAUCGCCGAAGUGCGCCCGACUCUGCGCGGCUCACCGCACGACGCCGGGUCGUCAUCGCGCCGGGGCGGCAGCGACCAGCCCGGCACGUUGGCCAGCAUGGCUGCUAAUGUCCAAAGAAGUUCAGCGAUCUGCCGCAGCGGCCGACCGUCCUGUGGCCGAGACAAUUGCCCCGAUGCCGUGGACGCGGCCGCGUUGCGAGAGUCCAACGCCGCGCUGACGCGCCGUUUGUCCGCGAGCGAGAGCCGAGUCCGCGACCUUGAAAACCAGCUGCGAGACUUGCGCGAACGUGAAGCGCGUAGCGAACGCAACUUUCAACUCGUCGUGAACGAGUUGCACGUUGUUCGUGAAUCGCUCAUGGCCCUCGAGCAUUCGUCUAGGUCUCUUGCCGAAAGAUUCGAGGCGAACAUCGGGGGCGGUGCAGCUACCACAAGCGCCAAGGCGACCGGCCUUGAUGCGCCUCGCGGAUCCUGUGUUGAAGACCGGCUGUCCAGCAUCGAAACUUCUCUAGACAGACUUUGCUCGAGAAUUUCAAGUCUUUCUGGUCGCACAGACAUUGUUCCAGGAUCAGACGUCCCCACCCCUGCUGUCCAGUCGCUUACAAAGGACGAGGUAACACAAGCCGUGCAGGAGGCUCUACGCAGGCAGUCAACGCAACAGAAAUCUCUGCUUGAGGAUGAGCGAAGACGUCUCAUGCAGUCAUUUGCCGAAUCCUUCCAAGUUGCCAUUUCCCAGUUCCUUCAGUCACUUAACUCGGACAACUUGGACAGUUAACUGUGUGUGUGAACCGACAUGUCGUCUAGUUUCUCUAUCAUGAAUGAAAGAAAAACAUUCUGGUUCUUUCAUAUAUACUGUUACUCCUCACGUAAAAGCUGUAGAAGCACUGAAUACACUGGAACAAAAUGGUGCGUGGCUUGUAAAUGUAGGAUGUCGGUUUUCUUUUGAUCAACAGGAUGUAUUUUCUUCUUUCUUAGCGAUAACGCAAGCCAACAACGUGAUGUUUUUUUAAAAGAAGGAAAAUGGUUCUGCUACAGCAAAAAAAGAGAAAAAGAAGCCAUGUAUCCACAGGCAGUAUUGUUUGAUUUUAGCAAACUUGUUGCACUUUUAUGGGGGAAUACCAGAUAUUGCACCCAUGCAGUCUUCCAGGCAAACAGCAAUUCGCACUGAAGUUCUCAACAGAUUUAGAAAAUAACAUUUGUGGCCCUUCUAGAAAUUGACAGGAAGCUGCCAGACACUUGUAGCCAGCUUUAAACCUGUAGGCUUACUCCAGCUUUGUAGAUUUUUAAGAAUCACUGAUAGCUGAGGAUACUGGAGCAUGAACUCAACAGUGCUUAAGAGACCUAGCACACUUUCUAUAACAGUAGUAGCUGUGAAAUACAUUGUUUUGGUAUUGCAUACUUCCACAUAGCUGCACAUUUAUGAAUAUUGGGCAUGCAUUUCUUUUUGUUACCAGAAAGUGUCGUUUUCUCACUGGUGUUCUAAAUGUAGCGGCAGCGCACUGCUCCUUUUCCCAUCAGUGCUCACAUUAGAGCACGGCCACAUGCGAGCCGCCUUUAUGAUGCAUCUGUAUUGGGAGGCCUAUGCUGAAGCAUAGCCAUUGCAACUUUUCGGGCUCCAAUGUGGCUAUGAGAUUAAUAUUCACUCCAGUUUGACUAAGCUUACUGCAAGUUCAAGCCAUAGCCACAUCCUCAGUCACAUUCAGUGAUGUCAUGUACACUGCACACCAAUUGGCUAAAGCUCCAUAAAGGAUAUUCCUGAGCAGCAGUGUGCGUGACACUGAUGAAAUGCUGACCACUACAGAGUUAAUGAGAGAUGUUCCAUCACGCAAAAGCAUUGAGAGCGAUUGAUGACGAAUAGGGCAAGCGGAUGCUGUCAAUGCUACGAGAGUUGACAUCAGCGAUAGUUUGUUGCAAUGUCUUUUGAAUCUCGCUGAACGCAGGCUGCUGCUUUGCACCUUACUGAAUUGUGGAAAUGUCGUGAAUCUUCACAAUGAUGUCGGGAAAUAGUGUGGGCUAAAGCACUUUUUAUGUAUACACUCGGGCACAACAUAACUUGCACUUGGUGUACUGCACGCAUUACGGCACAUUUGGCACAGUAAUGCUUAGUUUCAUCCAUCAGCCGCUACAAUCAGCAAAGCCACAUCAUAGUGCACAUGCAGGUCUUUUAUUUUAGCUUUGUUCAGCAUUUCAACUUGAAAUUUUCAUGUCUCUUGCUGCUUAAAGGUGCCAAAGUAAAAGCGUUAAGCGACUCUAGUGAAUGCUACAGGUGCCUAUUAAUUAUGCUUCUAUAAAUGAUGCAUGAACAAGGGAAGUCUCCAUCCGGAGCCUGCUUCAAUGUGGGGCCCUGUCAUUUACAAAGCAACAGCUUCUUUUCACUGGCAGGGCUAAAGUGGAGAAGGGCCCAUAUAUAAACCCAACCUGAGACACUGACAAAGGAAAAAAAAAAUUAAGUUAUGGGGUUUUACAUGCCAGCACCAUGAUUGGAUUAUGAGGCAUGCCGUAGUAGAGGAUUCCAAAAAAUUCGACGACCCUCUCGGUUUUUUUAUCAUGCACCUAAAUCAAAGUACACGGUUGUUUUCGCAUUUCACCCGUAUGGAAAUGCGACCACCGUGGCCGGAAUUUGAUACCGCGAUGUCAUGCUUAGCAGCCCCAACACCAUAGCCACUAAGAAACCACAGCGGGUCCUGACAAAGGAAAAUCCUCCUGUUGAAAUGUUAAGUCUCAGCUAAGGCUUCCCUUUGAACCCUACCUUUGUCUAGAUUAUUUUCACAUUUUCUACAAACAUAGGGUGAGCGCACCAUCAUGUAGAUGGUCUUGGUAGCCCACGAUUGACACCCGAAUGUUUGUCUUCGGUGUAUGCAAUGCUGAAUCAAUAGAGUGAUGUUCAUCUCAAAAUUUUCACAGCUAUUGAUGCAGUGGUGAAAGAGCACAGGGCCAGGAUAAUGUAACAAUUCUAUUCCAAUUCUUUUCCUUUGUGUUUUUCGUCAGCGGUCCAAAUGGCAGUCCACCUGCGUUAUCACCAGGAUCAGCCAAUCGUGAGCAGUGGAUAAUAGGAAUAGAAUCGAGCAAAAGGAAUCGCUUCAUUAUACCAUCCCAGGACUGUAGGUUCCACCUUACCAUUUCAUGAGCCUGUUCCUGUAAACCCAGCUCCUUGCGCUAUGCCUGCAACUGAAAGCAUUACUAAGUCAGAAAACAACAUCAGUGGGAUGAAAAAGCAUGAAGGCCAUAUUUCGUAAACAUUCUUUCAUUUUCCAUUCUUUUUUACCCUUCGCCAGUGGCUUACGUGCUGUCACAGCACCGCUAUCGCGAAGGUCAGCCACUCUGUGCAACAGAUGAUAAUUGAAUCUAAGCAGGAGAAUCGUCAUAGUACAGUCUUGGAAUACUUAUUGCUACUUGACAUAAUCACUUGCAAAUACAAUGUCUGUUCACUGCAUAUUCAGCCAUUUAAACAAUUUGCAGCCACAAAACUUGGCAUCAAAAAAGAAAUUGCGUGAGCAUUGCUUUACUUGUUCACAUUUCAUUCUGGCCCAGUAGUACAUGCCUGCCAUAAACCUUUUCUUGUAUUUACAGCUAUGAAAACUUAUAACCCUUGCAGCUUCACUGGUCUCAUUUCUGCUAUGAUUUAGACUUUAUCUGUGUGCCAUUUACCUACAGGCAUGUCAGAAAAUUUGCCAGCCAACUUUGCUGGAAAAGAACCUUAAAAGCAGACUGUUUCACUUUCGGCUGACAAUGCUGCUGUAUUGAACACGCUUACCUGCUAAUACAAAUAGUUGGUUUUUACACAUGGUUAUCAGUGUAGGUGUACUAACGCAGUGCGUGAUGCAUCUCGGCCAGUCUUUAGCUGUAUUUAGACUUGCCAUAGUCGCCCUGCAUGCAGUGAAGUGGUUAGAAAAUUUCAAUAGCCCAAGAUAACGGCGCCACAAUGCAUAAUUAAACUUGCCUGCGUGCACCUGUGCAGGUUGUAGUGCUACUACUAAGCAUGCCCUUUAGAUAACUGCCUGGAGGUUCACAUUGCAAUGCAUUAGUUUUUACGCAGGGGCCGUUAUAUUUAUUUUUUUGUCAUUCCCCCUUGGAAAUCUCGAGGCAACUUUUGAUUGUGACUACACGGGACUUGCACAACGAUGGUAUUCUUGCUCUGGAAAUGUGCCACAAAUAAAAAUUCUUUUAGAAUCA
Messenger RNA from Dermacentor albipictus, 5059 nucleotides. RefSeq lists its product as uncharacterized. The record is from RefSeq and is a predicted model, not a curated record. NCBI's taxonomy places the organism in Eukaryota, Metazoa, Arthropoda, Arachnida, Ixodida, Ixodidae.